This is a messenger RNA of Cynara cardunculus var. scolymus (artichoke), 2147 nucleotides long. RefSeq lists its product as uncharacterized. Gene Ontology annotation, cellular component: chloroplast envelope; chloroplast thylakoid membrane; plastoglobule. Lineage: Eukaryota; Viridiplantae; Streptophyta; Magnoliopsida; Asterales; Asteraceae. The coding region runs from base 340 to 2016 and encodes 558 amino acids. The transcript has 2 exons. The record is from RefSeq and is a predicted model, not a curated record. Gene Ontology annotation, biological process: photosynthesis, light harvesting in photosystem I; response to light stimulus.
UUCUUGAAACAAAGGAUUCUUCAAUAUAUACAUGGUUGCAAAUUGUUCAAACCCCACUCCACCCUCUUGGCUCAUACCAUUUACCAUUUUUGUCUUUCUUAAAUCAAUUCAGGUGCUGGAUGAGGUGAAAUCACAUGUGUCAGUACCUGAUUGGUUACAAGUAUCUCAGUAGGCUCUGUCAGUCUCCACCUGUACAUGCCACUUGGACCGGACCCGCAAAAAUAUCGUCAACCAAUAGGAGCACAGACAGCUCAGACUCUCUAACUUGUAUAUAUAUGUAGCUUCUCCCUCUAAAGAACUCACCCAGCCAACCCAUCUUCACCUUUGCUUACAAAUCCUAUGGCUGCUUCAACAAUGGCCCUCUCCUCCUCUUUCACGGGACAGGCGGUCAAAUCCGUUCUGUUUGCACCUGGGGUCGCCGGAAAUGGAAGGGUCUCCAUGAGGAAAACCGCUGGAAAAGCUGCCCCGUCUAGCAGCCCAUGGUACGGUCCAGACAGAGUCAAGUACCUGGGUCCAUUCUCCGGUGAGGCUCCUUCAUACCUGACCGGUGAGUUCCCUGGUGACUAUGGCUGGGACACUGCCGGUCUAUCUGCGGACCCUGAAACCUUUGCUAAGAACCGUGAGCUCGAGGUGAUCCACUGCAGAUGGGCUAUGCUUGGAGCUCUUGGGUGCGUGUUCCCCGAGCUCUUAGCCCGCAAUGGUGUCAAGUUCGGUGAAGCCGUAUGGUUCAAGGCUGGAGCACAGAUCUUUAGUGAAGGAGGACUUGACUACUUGGGUAACCCAAGCUUGGUUCAUGCACAAAGCAUAUUAGCCAUUUGGGCUACACAAGUGAUCUUGAUGGGUGCGAUUGAGGGGUACAGAGUGGCGGGUGGGCCACUUGGGGAGGUGGUGGACCCACUUUACCCCGGAGGAAGCUUUGAUCCAUUGGGACUUGCAGAUGACCCAGAGGCCUUUGCUGAGCUGAAGGUGAAGGAGAUCAAGAAUGGUAGACUCGCCAUGUUCUCGAUGUUUGGGUUUUUCGUACAAGCUAUUGUGACCGGGAAAGGUCCAUUGGAGAACCUCGCUGACCAUCUUGCUGACCCCGUCAGCAACAACGCUUGGGCUUAUGCCACAAACUUUGUUCCUGGAAACCUAAGAAACUCAAGCAACCAACACAAUAAGCCUUUGAUUCUACUACACUUGUUUCUUCCAUCUAGUGUGCUCCUAGUUUCGACUUCUAUGGCUGCUUCAACAAUCGCUCCCUCUUCCACGCCUUUCUUUGGGAGGGUGGUGAAAUCCAUUCCCCCAGCAUUGGGAAUUGCUGGUAAUGGAACAGUCUCCAUGAGGAAAACCACCACAAAAGCUGCGCCAUCAAGCAGCCCAUGGUACGGCCCAGACAGAGUUAAGUACUUGGGUCCAUUCUCCGGUGAGGCUCCUUCAUACCUCACUGGUGAAUUCCCUGGUGAUUAUGGCUGGGAUACUGCUGGUCUAUCUGCAGACCCUGAAACCUUCGCUAAGAACCGUGAGCUUGAGGUAAUUCACUGCAGAUGGGCUAUGCUUGGAGCUCUAGGGUGUGUAUUCCCCGAGCUCUUAGCUCGCAAUGGUGUCAAGUUUGGGGAGGCAGUCUGGUUCAAAGCUGGAGCACAAAUAUUCAGUGACGGCGGGCUUGACUACUUGGGUAAUCCAAGCUUGGUCCAUGCACAAAGCAUCUUGGCCAUUUGGGCCACCCAGGUAAUCCUAAUGGGUGCAAUUGAGGGGUACCGAGUUGCUGGUGGGCCACUUGGUGAGGUGAAUGACCCUCUUUACCCUGGUGGGAGCUUUGACCCGUUGGGACUUGCUGAUGAUCCUGAAGCUUUUGCUGAGUUGAAGGUCAAAGAGAUCAAGAAUGGCAGACUCGCUAUGUUUUCAAUGUUUGGAUUCUUUGUACAAGCCAUUGUGACCGGAAAGGGUCCAUUGGAAAACCUUGCUGACCACCUUGCAGAUCCCGUAAGCAACAACGCUUGGGCCUAUGCUACUAACUUUGUACCUGGAAAAUGAACUUUGUCUAGGUUUUUGUAUCCAAGGUUAAUGAUUGAUUCUUGACAUGUAAUGUAACUUGUAAUUAUCGAAAAAUCCCUUUUAUUACUUAUAUUGAGCACUAAGAAGAGAUGGAUACAAAAUUACAAAUC